Molecule: messenger RNA, 1614 nt
Organism: Lasiodiplodia theobromae
Lineage: Eukaryota; Fungi; Ascomycota; Dothideomycetes; Botryosphaeriales; Botryosphaeriaceae
Product: Spindle associated protein
Exons: 1
Coding region: 1-1614 (537 amino acids)
Cellular component (GO): microtubule organizing center
Source: RefSeq, a predicted model, not a curated record
AUGGACCACUCCCUCCCUUUCAACAAUGAAUCCCGCGCUCUGCAGACCCCGAUCCGCGCUCCUCUUCUCUCCAGCCCUACUUCCGCCGAGCCCAAGUCGGAAUACCUUCGCCAGCGACUUCGCGAACGGCGCCAGGACCUCGGCAUGACCGAUCAGUCUUUGCCCAGGGCGCUGAGUCUAUCUGAACCCAAGCCUUCGCGAGCAAUGGACGAUUACAUCUUCGCAUCCGAGGAGGAGCAGAAAAAGAGCCGUCGCCGAGCACGCGGUCAAACUAGUCGUAUCCCGAGCAAUGCCUCGCAGCAUUCUAGCGCCUCGACGCAACGGGCCCAGAGCUACAGCAUGGGCUCGCGCGAGCAGCAGACGAACCUGGACAAGAUGAGCAAAGACAACUUCGACCUCAAGCUGCGCCUCACUUUGGUUGAAGAGCGCAGCCAUCGCUUCGAGAAUGAACUGGAAGAAGCUUUGGAAAAGCUCGAGAGGAUGAAUGCCGUCGAAGAGGAAAGAGAUGAGCUGUCCGAAGAGAACACCGCUCUGUGCGACCGUGUCGAGGAGCUUCGGCGCUCUCAAGAGGCCUGCGAGCAGAAGCUGAGGGACUCGUGGAAGAUGACGGGCGAGGUCUUCGCCGAGCUCGAGAAGCGCGACGCUGCCAUCAAAGAAGCUCUUGACAUGUACUUGGACUCGGAGCGUCGGAUACAAGAGUUGGAAGCAGAGCUCAUCAGAUACAAGCCUGCGCCUCGUCGACGCGAUUCGUCGUAUUUCAGCACUGGCCCUGACUCCGCUGGAAUUAGGACCGCUGACGAGGUCAGCAGGCCCGCUUCUUCUCAGCUGGGAGGUCAAAGAGACGGCUUCAGCAGCAGUGCGCCACCGUCGCCCGAACGUCACGACACGGUGGCCCAUCUCGCUUCGUCUCGCCCACUUAGCCAGCGAUACAGCACCCUCGUCCGAACCAUGUCUGCCGGAGACAUCCGACUGAACGACCUUCGAGAGCGCGCAUCCACGGCACAUGUGGGCGAGUCUGCUGUUGAGGAGUGUGGCUCCCUCCAUGCUUCGCCAGUGCAGCGCAGACGCACGCUUCGCCGUUCAUCAGCAAGCCCGAAAAUGGACCGUUCCUCAAGCAAAGCAUCUAGCUCGACCCACUCUCAUGGCCUGCGUAAUGUCUAUCUCGAGGGCGAACGUGGCGGACGCUCGCCAUCAUUCUCCGAGAGUAUCCGUGCCCCCUCAGAUGUCACGAGCAGUUCAGACCUCGGCGCAUCUCAGUAUUUCUCAGCAACUGAAGCUGGACCGUUCAGCGGAAGCUCUCCAUGGCCGGCUUCUUCCUCUCCGCUGGGCGCGUACCAAGACAGCAGGGAUGUUGCAAGCAUUGCAGAUUCGGACCAGGGCGAAGGGACAGUCAUUCAUGACGACGCCGGAGACACAAGAAGCGAUAUGACUCAUUUCGAAGACGAAGACUACACGACACCUACGGCGAGCGAAGCACCAAGCAUCCUUACUGAGUUCCGGCCUGGCCAGUAUCCUCAGUGGCCAGGCGCCGGUGGCAAGUACGGUCUCGGUCGGGAUUUGUUCUUCAAUGGUGAGGGGUUGGACGACGUGCCAAGGGGCAGAAGAAAGGGAUGA